UUCAUUGUUGUUACAGUGCUGUUUAAGUGAGGAUAGGCAGUUGUUGUUUGGCAGUUGUAUGUGCUAAGACGAUGCCGGGAGGUUCGGUGAAUGGUCGACCGUUCAGGGAAGGUCCCGACUCGUACAGCAGGACAGGAAUACCAUGUGGUAACCCCAAACGUUUCCAGAGCAGAGAAGUGAUCAAGAUGGGAGUACAGAAUCAAAAUGCUCUAUCCAGGUCCCUGAUAGGACCCAUAGAGGACAUUGAAACAGAAAGUGAUCGUCAACUUCAAAAUCUUCUCCAGAAACAACUCCACACUGAUAUUACUAUACAGGAACAAUUUAAUCAGCACAAGAAGUUUUCGGAUGGAGUGUCACACUUUUCGUCAACUGACAGUCUAUCAGGAACUGUCUCCUUGCAGGAAUAUAAGGGCCUUUCUCAGCUGGAUGGCUAUUUGGUAGAGCUGAAACAAUGUGGUCUUACAGAGGAAGAGAUUGAACUCAAACUAGAGGAUAUGGGGCACUCUAAAAGUAAAAAGUUGCGUUUGAAUCUUGAGCCUGGGGUUCGAGAAAGCAAACUUUUAGCAAUUGGGAAGAAAAUAGCUGCCAAAAAGAAGCAACUUGAAGAGGCUGAUCAUUUUGCUGGUGCUAAGAAGAUGGGUCGGCACGAGAUGGAUCUUGAGAAAGCCAUAUCGCACAACAGUGACAGAGCCAAACUUCUCAGCUGUCUUCUAACAACAUAUAGCGACCAUCAUGCUGCAGCAAACUCAGAUGACCCCAUGGACCACUUACCUGAAAUCCUAGAAGCAGUGACCAAACGAGGCCAAACUAAAGCUUCAAGAAGGAAGAGAAGACAUGACCUGAAGGACAAAACUAUAUAUGAUGAAGGUGACGCAUAUAUGACAGAUCCCAGUGGUAUAUCUAAUGAAAGAGACAGAUCAUCUUCACAGGAGGAUAUGUCUCCUGGAUGUUCUACAAACUGUAGUGACAUGCACAUAAUCUGUGAGAGCAAGGAAACAACAGAGAACAGUGCAGACAAUGUUGUCAAUGACAACAAUGAACAAAGCUCUAACCUGAAAUCUUUGAGCGGCAAAAUAGAUUCAAUUCCUGAGGAAGAAAUUAUCAAGGAGCGCCUGACCAUAGAAGACAUUCAGCAGCUUACUAGGUUUAAGGACUAUACACCUGGACAUCCCACACAGGUGUUGUACUUAAAGAAUUUACCUGGGAAAGUAUGUGAAGAAGAUUUGAUCCGAUUAUUCAUCCGUUUUCAAAAAGUUGAUGGCCCUAAGAUCAUCUUCAAGUUAAUGAAAGGCCGAAUGAAAGGGCAAGCAUUCAUUACUUUUGACAGUAUAACCAGUGCCACGGAGGCUCUUCAGCUAGCCAACGGUUAUAACUUGAAAGGCAAACCAGUGAUAAUACAAUAUGGCAAAAAAAUUUCCUAACGCAGCAUGAAAAAAAAAAUAAAUAAAGG
Molecule: messenger RNA, 1450 nt
Organism: Liolophura sinensis
Lineage: Eukaryota; Metazoa; Mollusca; Polyplacophora; Chitonida; Chitonidae
Product: RNA-binding protein 41-like
Exons: 6
Coding region: 72-1421 (449 amino acids)
Biological process (GO): mRNA splicing, via spliceosome
Cellular component (GO): U12-type spliceosomal complex
Molecular function (GO): pre-mRNA intronic binding; U12 snRNA binding
Source: RefSeq, a predicted model, not a curated record